AUGACGACCCAGCAAAUUCAACCAAAACGUGGAGUUGUAAAACAAGUCCUCUCUGGGGAUUCUGUUAUUAUAAGAGGACUUACAGGCGCCCCUCCACCAGAAAAACAAAUUAACUUUUCUGGAAUUGUUGCUCCAAAAUUAGCCAGGAGAGCUGGAGAAUCUAGUGAAAUUACAAAGGAUGAACCAUGGGCCUGGGAAGCAAGAGAAUUUUUGCGUAAAAAACUUAUUGGUGAAGAAGUAUUUUUUACCUCUGAAAAGCCUCCAAAUACAAACCGCGAAUAUGGAAACGUAUUCUUGGGAAAAGACCUGAAUACAGCAGAGAACAUUACCGAAGCGUUGGUAUCAGAAGGUCUUGUAAGUGUACGUCGCGAAGGCUUGCGUCAGACCCCAGAAGUAGCGCGCCUCUGCGAACUGGAAGACGCUGCCAAGUCUGCUGGGAAGGGUAAAUGGAGCACUAGCCCACCCUCUGAACAUGUUCGCGAUAUCAAAUGGUCCAUUGAUAAUAUGAGAGCUUUUCUUGACAAACAAGAUUACAAGCCUAUCAAGGCUGUAAUUGAACAUGUUAGGGAUGGUUCAACUGUAAGAGCUUUCCUUCUGCCUGAUUUCCAUCAUAUUACUCUUAUGAUUUCUGGUAUUAGGUGUCCAGGAUUUAAAUUAGAUGACAAUGGCAAACCAGAUCCUAAUGCUGAAGUAGAAUUUGCAGCUGAAGCAAAAUAUUUUGUUGAAAUAAGAUUGCUCCAAAGGGAUGUUGAAAUUAUUUUGGAGUCUGUUAAUAACAACAACUUUGUUGGCACUAUUCUGCAUCCAAAAGGCAACAUUGCUGAAGCCCUUUUGAAGGAAGGUUUUGCACGUUGCGUUGAUUGGUCUAUUGCCUUUAUGCGCUCUGGAGCAGACAAACUUAGAGCAUCUGAAAGACAAGCUAAAGAAGCAAAACGCAGGCAGUGGAAAAAUUGGCAAUCCAAUGCUCCUCAAAUAACCGGAAAGGAAAAAGAAUUUACUGCUACUGUUGUGGAAGUUAAUAACGGCGAUGCCCUCAUACUAAAACUCCAAAACGGACAGCAAAAAAAAGUGUUUUUGUCGAGCAUUCGUCCACCAAAAGAAGCUAACAGAUCAGCGGAUGAAGAAGGUAAACCAGUCCAGAGACCUAAAGGUUUCCGUCCACUUUAUGAUAUUCCAUGGAUGUUUGAGGCUAGAGAGUAUUUAAGAAAAAAACUUAUUGGCAAAAGAGUUAAUGUAGUAGUUGAUUACAUCCAGGAAGCGAGGGACAGCUAUCCUGAGAAGACUUGUGCAACUGUUUCUAUUAAUGGAAAAAAUGUUGGCGAAGCUUUGGUCUCCAAAGGAUUGGCUUAUGUUGUAAAGUACAGACAAGAUGAUGAUCAACGUAGUUCAAGAUACGAUGAUCUGUUAACUGCGGAAAAUAAGGCUUUGAAAUCGCAACUUGGUGUGCAUUCAAAGAAGGAAGUAGCUGCACAACGGGUUACUGAAAUUGAUUCCGCCAGAGCCAAAAUGGAACUUUCAACCUUCCAACGCGCCCAGAGAAUCGAUGCUAUUGUUGAAUUUGUUGCCAGUGGAUCCAGGUUGAGACUUUACAUUCCAAAAUCCAACAGUCUUUGCACUUUCCUUUUAGGAGGGAUUAGCUGCCCAAGAGCAUCUCGUCAAGCUUCCGGUACAGCUCCAGCUUCACCUGCUGAGCCUUAUGGUGAUGAAGCUCUUUACUUUACCAAGGAACGUUGCAUGCAGCGUGAAGUUUCUAUUCAAGUUGAUUCUCACGAUAAAGCCGGAAACUUUAUUGGCUGGCUUUGGGUGGACAACAAUAACAUGUCAGUUUUGCUUGUCAAGGAAGGUUUGGCAUCCGUUCACUUCACUGGCGAAAAAUCUCAGUUUGCAUCACCUCUAAAAGCUGCUGAAGAUAGUGCCAAACAACAAAAGUUAAGAAUAUGGAAGGACUAUGUAGAAGAAAAGGUAGAGGCCAAGAAAGAAGAAGACAGCAAAGUGCCAGCUGAAAGAAAAGUGAAUUUGGAAGAUGUGGUCGUAACAGAAAUAACAGCAGAAGGUACGUUCUUUGUCCAAAGAGUGGCUGACGGUCCAAAAGCCGAAUCCUUGUUAGCUAAAAUGAGACAAGAAUUCGAAGCUAGUCCGCCUCUUCCCGGUGCAUAUACACCUAAGCGUGGAGAAGUGUGCGCCGCUAAAUUUAGCGUUGACGACGAAUGGUACCGAGCAAAGGUAGAAAAGGUGCAAGGAAGCAACGCAACCGUUCACUACAUUGACUACGGUAACCGAGAAACCAUACCUGUGACUAGAUUAGCUAAGUUACCCGCCGCAUACGUCAGUGACAAAGCAUUUGCCACAGAAUUCGCUCUUCCCUAUUGUUCCCUGCCUAAAGACGACGAGUACGCCGACACUGCCAUCAAGUAUCUAAAACAGGAUGUGCUAGUUCCUAAACUACAACUUAACGUUGAAUACAGAAACCAAGGGACACUUCCGGCCGCCUCUUUACAUUCCGACAAAGGAGACCUCUUUAAAAGCCUAAUUGAGGAAGGUCUUUUACUUGUAGACAACAUUAAGAGCAGAAGACAAAAUAAAUUGUUGGAUUCUUAUAGAGCAGCUCAGGACGUUGCUAAAAAGGAACAUAGCAAUAUCUGGGAAUAUGGAGACAUAACCGAAGAUGAUGCUAAAGAGUUUGGACUUGGAAAAUAG
Molecule: messenger RNA, 2697 nt
Organism: Brassicogethes aeneus
Lineage: Eukaryota; Metazoa; Arthropoda; Insecta; Coleoptera; Nitidulidae
Source: the annotation of a GenBank genome assembly